This is a messenger RNA of Bufo bufo (common toad), 1666 nucleotides long. It is a transcript of the gene QTMAN, whose product is annotated as glycosyltransferase like domain containing 1. Lineage: Eukaryota; Metazoa; Chordata; Amphibia; Anura; Bufonidae. The transcript has 10 exons. The record is from RefSeq and is a predicted model, not a curated record. Bases 92 to 1387 code for a protein of 431 amino acids. Gene Ontology annotation, molecular function: glycosyltransferase activity.
UGUUACUAUAUGCGGGGCUCCUAACGCAGCGUCCUCUGCCCUCACCUGGGGUCGUGCUGGGACUUGCGGUUCUACCAUAGCUGGCUUGUUUAUGCCUCAGUCAUUAGACACCCGGGUUAGCAUGUUGGGGGUUGUAGUCCCUCCUUACCUAGGAGAAGACUGGACGGCGGCUAGAAUGAGCGUCCUCUUGCUCGAGGCCUUUUAUGGAGGCUCACACAAGCAGCUGAUGGACCUUCUGAAAGGAGAAGUGGAAGGCUGCGUCCUCUACAGCCUCCCCGCCAAGAAGUGGCACUGGAGGGCCCGCACUGCCGCCCUCUACUUCAUGCAGGCCGUUCCACCCGAUGACUCCUACAGGAUCCUGUUUACCAGCUCGGUCCUCAACCUGGCUGAACUCGUCGCUCUCCGAACCGACCUUGGGAAGCUGAGAAAGAUCUUGUAUUUCCAUGAAAACCAAUUGGUUUAUCCUGUACGAAAGAAUCAAGACAGAGAUUUCCAGUAUGGUUACAACCAAAUCCUUUCAUGCUUAGUCGCAGACGUUGUGGUGUUUAACUCCGCCUUCAACAUGGAGUCUUUCCUAACAUCUAUCGGCAAGUUCAUGAAGCUGAUUCCCGACCACCGGCCUAAGAAUCUAGAGCAGAUCAUCCGACCAAAAUGCCGGGUCAUUCAUUUCCCCAUCAGAUUUCCUGACGUCAGCCGGUUCCUGCCAGAACACAAGAUAUCCGUGGAGGCUUUGGGCCACCACACAGAACUAAAUGUCCAGGCAGAAAAUGAGAACGCAAGCGUCGCACCUGCUCUUUCUGGUCAAGUGAGGCAACACCUGAACCAACCAUGGAUAGAAUCUGUUGAAGAUAGUUCUGAAGAUGAUCGCCAAGUCACGUCACCACCAUCCUCCUCCAACUUCAGCACCGAGUCCCAGAGGCCUCUGCAUAUUGUCUGGCCUCACAGAUGGGAACACGAUAAAGAUCCAGAGACCUUCUUCAAAAUUAUGAUGAAACUAAAAGACCAGGGGCUGCCGUUCCGCCUGUCGGUGCUCGGGGAGACGUUUACUGAUUUGCCAGAGAUCUUCUCCGAGGCCAGAACAUCCUUGGGGUCGGCGGUUUUGCACUGGGGUUUCUUGCCCAGCAAAGACGAGUAUUUCCAAGUGCUCUGCACGGCCGAUGUUGUCAUCUCCACGGCUAAACACGAAUUCUUUGGCGUGGCAAUGUUAGAAGCUGUGCACUGCGGCUGUUAUCCCCUGUGCCCCAAAGCUUUGGUGUACCCCGAGAUCUUCCCAGCGGAAUAUCUGUAUUCGACACCUGAACAGCUUUUGAAAAAAUUGCAGAAUUUCUGCAAAAGGCCCGCUAUUGUCAGGAGGCAUCGGUUUCAGGAAUUAAAAAAAAUAAAAUAAAACAAUCUUCUCUUAGAUCAUACAAGACACUGAGCUUUACAAGCUGCUAUUGCGAGACAGCAGCAUGGGAAUGUGUAAUCUUGCCUGGUUUAACCCCAGCAUCGCCAGUGAAAAUGGCAGCAGGAGGCGUUGGAGGAGGGCGAAAUGUUUUGGUUUUGUUGCUCAGAUAUUUUGAUGAUGUAUGUGCAAUGUAAAGCUCCAUUGUGCAUCUGUAGGAAACAGUUAAAGCAUGGGAAAAAAUAGAGAUAGGAACAAAAAAAUGCAAUUUAACACCCAAUU